AUGUUUGGUGAGUAUAACUUUAUCUUCAUUUUUGAAACAAUAUUGAUGAUGAUAAGGUUUAAAAGAAAGAAACAAGUUGUAUUGAUAUUAUGGGUGUGGUGGUGGAGUACUAGUAUUUGUGUUAAAGCAGGAAAUGAUAGUUUGAUGGCAGGUGAAAGAUUGGAUGCCACCUCCAGUAUAUGUUCUAUGCAAGGCAGGUAUUGUCUAUUAUUCGAUGGAACAUUAGAUAGCAAAAAUGAUUAUAAUUACUUGGUUAUAGAAUAUUAUUUUAGUGGUCGACCAUCUGUAGUAUGGAUGUAUGGUAGAAACCAACCCGUUGAUAUUAAUUCGGCGGUUUUAUCUCUAAAUAACUCUGGUGUGCUCAAAAUUGAAUUUCAAUAUCAGAAAGAAAUAAUCAUUUACUCUUCCCCUCAACCUAUAAACAAUACUGUGGCUACUAUGCUAGACACAGGUAACUUUGUACUUGAACAACUUCACCCCAAUGGAACAAAGACUUUACUGUGGCAGAGUUUUGAUUAUCCAUCAGACACUUUGGUUCCAUCGAUGAAGUUAGGGGUUAACCGAAAAUCUGGACAUAAUUGGUCUUUAGUUUCCUGGUUGACUCCUUCGCUGCCAUAUUUGGGUGAGUUUAGUCUUGAAUGGGAACCAAAAGAAGGGGAAUUGAACAUUAAGAGACACGGGAAAGUGUAUUGGAAAAGCGGAAAACUUGGAAACAAUGGACUGUUCGACAAUAUUCCAGUAUAUGUUCAACAAAAUUAUACAUAUCAUGUUAUCUCGAACAAUGAUGAAGAUUCUUUCAGUUUCGAAACUAAAGACCGGAAUUAUAACAUGCUCACAGUAUGGACAUUAUACUCUGAAGGGAGGCUCUUGUGUUCGGGAGGAGAGUUAGGAAAUGCAGAUAUUUGUUAUGGAUAUAAUAGUGAUAGUGGAUGCCAAAAAUGGGAGGAUAUACCAACUUGUAGGAUGUCUGGUGAGGUGUUUGACAGAAUGAUAGGCCAACCCGACACUGACAAUAUUACCGUCCUAUACAACACGAAUAUUGGUUACAUUGAUUGCAAGGUAAGUUGUUGGAGAAACUGUGGUUGCAAUGGAUUCCAAGAAAAUUAUGGAAAUGAAACUGGAUGUAUAUUUUAUUCAUGGAAUUCUACACAAGAUGUUGAUUUGGAGAGUGUGAAUAACUUUUACAUAUUGAGAAAGCCAACAAUGUCAGACUCAAAUCACCAUGGUAAAAGAAGGUGGAUAUGGAUAAGUGCAGCAAUAGCAGCUGCUUUACUCAUAAUAGGCUCACUCAUUCUAUGGAUAGCAAUAAAGAAACACAAAUAUGGACUUAAAGUGAAGAAAGAUAAAAGAAAGGAGAAUGAGAUGCAAGAGUUAGCCACUUCCAAUGAAUUAUAUAAUAUCAAAGAUCUUGAAGAUGACUUCAAAGGACGUGAUAUAAAAGUUUUUACCUAUGCAUCCAUUUUGGAAGCAACCAUGAACUUUUCCCCUGAAAACAAAUUAGGACAGGGAGGUUAUGGACCCGUUUAUAAGGGAAUCUUGGCAACAGGGCAAGAAGUUGCCAUAAAAAGACUUUCAAGAACUUCUGGACAAGGAAUUACUGAAUUCAAAAAUGAAUUGGUCUUGAUAUGUGAACUUCAACACACAAAUCUUGUACAACUACUUGGUUGUUGUAUUCAUGAAGAAGAAAGGAUACUAAUUUACGAAUAUAUGCCAAACAAAAGUUUGGAUUUCUAUCUAUUCGAUCCUACAAAAAGGAUGUUACUCGAUUGGAAGAAGCGCUUCAACAUUAUAGAAGGAAUUUCUCAAGCAUUACUCUAUCUUCAUAAGUAUUCAAGACUAAAAAUAAUUCAUAGAGACUUGAAAGCUAGCAACAUACUUCUUGAUGAUAAUAUGAAUCCAAAAAUUUCUGAUUUUGGCAUGGCAAGAAUGUUCACACAGCAAGAAUCCACGAUUAAUACCAACAGGAUUGUCGGGACAUAUGGAUACAUGUCUCCAGAAUAUGCUAUGGAAGGAAUUUGUUCUACAAAGUCUGAUGUCUAUAGUUUUGGAGUGUUGCUACUUGAAAUUGUUUGUGGAAGAAAAAACAAUAGCUUCUAUGAUGCCGAUCGUCCAUUAAAUCUUAUAGGACAUGCAUGGGAGCUAUGGAAUGAUGGUGAGUAUUUGCGGUUAAUGGAUCCAUCAUUAACUGACUCAUUUGUUCCGGAUGAAGUGAAAAGAUGCAUUCAUGUUGGUCUCUUAUGUGUAGAACAAUAUGCAAAUGAUCGACCUACAAUGUCUGAUGUUAUAUCAAUGUUGACAAACAACUAUGAACCUGUUAUUUUACCAACAAGACCAGCAUUCUAUGUUAGAAGAGAGAUCCUUGAGGACGAAACAACUUCUAAAGUUAUGGACAGUGACACCUAUUCUACAACUGCAAUUUCCUCUUCGGAAGUAGAAAGGCAGUGA
This is a messenger RNA of Lathyrus sativus (Indian pea), 2445 nucleotides long. Lineage: Eukaryota; Viridiplantae; Streptophyta; Magnoliopsida; Fabales; Fabaceae. The record is from the annotation of a GenBank genome assembly.